AUGGCGACUCCAGCCCGCACCCAGCCACCAUGGAAACAGCCACAGGGCUCCAGCCCUGCCAAACUCAAAGUGUGGAACUCGUUGACCAGAUCAAAGAACGACUUUGUUCCUAUUGACCCGGAAGGCAAAGAGGUCAAGUGGUAUAGCUGCGGGCCGACAGUCUACGAUGAUGCUCAUCUGGGCCAUGCUCGCAACUAUGUCACAAACGACAUUCUCCGCAGAAUAUUGGCCCAUUACUACGGAUACAAUGUCAAGUUUGUUCAGAAUAUUACAGAUGUCGAUGACAAGAUCAUUCUGCGUGGCCGUCAACAGCACCUUCUCGCCAAGUUCAAAGCAGACAACCCAACCGUCACAGAAGAGGUCAUCAACACCACCAUAAAGGCCUUUGAUGCAUACGUCAAGAAGAAUCUCCCCCUUCUCAGCGAAGACGUGACCAUUGGCAACUUCAACGAGGAGUCCGCUCAAAAGUACGCCAAUGUCAUCCAAGGCAAGUCGGUCGAUGGCGUUGGUCCUGCUGGUGACAAGGAAGCCAAGAUCAAGAUGCACCUUCGAACAGCUGGCACUGCAGUUACUUCAUUGCUAGCCCCGUCAAAGUCGACACCUGAAGACAUCGAACUGUUCUAUGCUGGCGCUGAAGAUGUCUUGCUACCCUAUUUGGACUCCCUAUACGGCUCUUCCAUUGAUGCCAGUGACCACACUGUUUUCACAACACUCACCAAAAAGUACGAGGCUCGGUUCAACGAGGAUAUGGAAGCUCUCAAUGUGCUAGACCCAGAUGUAGUCACGCGAGUAACCGAGUACGGAGACCAGAUUGUUUCUUUUGUAGACAAGAUCAUCAAGAACGGUAUGGCUUACAGCACUUCUGAUGGAUCCGUCUACUUUGAUAUCGAGGCUUUUGAGAAGAGAGAGGGCAACCACUACGCACGUCUGGAGCCAUGGAACAGGGGUGACACCAAUCUACAAGCUGAUGGCGAAGGCGCCCUGUCAUCAGUCAAGACGUCGGAAAAGCGAAAUGAAUCAGAUUUUGCUCUCUGGAAGUCAAGUAAACCUGGUGAGCCGGCGUGGCCAAGCCCCUGGGGGCCCGGUCGACCAGGAUGGCACAUCGAGUGCUCAGUCAUGGCCUCAGCAGUCCUAGGCGAACAGAUGGACAUUCAUAGUGGCGGUAUUGACCUUUGCUUCCCACAUCACGACAACGAGCUGGCCCAAUCGGAAGCGUACUGGUCACAGGAUGGGCGCCCAACCCAAUGGGUGAACUAUUUCCUUCACAUGGGUCACUUGUCAAUAUCCGGCUCUAAAAUGUCGAAAUCCCUUAAGAACUUUACCACAAUUCGCGAAGCUUUGAGUCGUGGCGACUGGAAUGCGCGCAGUCUGCGCAUCAUCUUCUUGCUUGGAGGCUGGCAUGAUGGUGUCGAAAUCACUCCGGACAUGCGCAAGUCUGGUUCGUCGUGGGAGAGUUACGUCACCAACUUUUUCUACAAAGUCCGUGAUUUGGAAGUGAAUCCCAACAUCGGUUCGACAGGCGCAGAAGAUGACAAGAUUCUCAAGUCGUUCGAAUCUGCCAAACAAAAGGUUCACAGCGCGCUGGCCGACUCCUUCGAUACCCCUACGGCCAUGCGCGCAAUUUCGGGUCUCAUUACAGAAUACAACUCUGCAGACAAGGCUGGCCUCAGCGACUCUGUAUCGUUUGAUGUCGCCCGCUACAUCACUCGCAUUGUCCGCAUAUUUGGACUGGACGGUUCAGCAGACCCAUACGACGGCGGCAUCGGCUGGGCAGGUAUCGACAUUCCCUCGGCGGCCAAAGAGCACGUGUACGCCGUGUCACGGGAACGCGACGAAGUACGCCAACACGCCAUCGCUGGCGACCUCUCGGAUGAGGUCUUGCAAUCCAUCAUUGCGCAACAUAACCCCACGCAGAAGCAGGAUAUCGAAGCACUUCCGUAUGCAGAGGUCCUAUCCACUUUCCAAGAGAAUCUGCAAAACCUAGCCAAGAAGAAGGCUCCGGCAAAAGAUUACCUAGACCUUUGCGACCAGUUGCGCGACACUCAUCUCUGGGAUCUCGGCAUUUACCUGGAAGAUCGCGAGAACGCGCCUGCAAUGGUGCGUCCUGUUGAUGCCGAACUGCAAGCCGCGCGCUCUCAAAAAGAGGAAAUCGCCCGGCAGAAAGCGGAAGCGAAGCUGAAGCGCGAGCGCGAAGAGGCCGAGAAGAAGGCCAAGCUUGCCGAACAAGCCAAGAUCAACCCCAAGGAUAUGUUCAGAACUGAGGAAUACAGUGCGUGGGAUGAUGAGGGCUUGCCGACAAAGGACAAGGAUGGCGCUGAUGUACCCAAGGCGCGCUUGAAGAAGAUGAAGAAGGAAUGGGAAAAGCAGAAAAAACUGUUUGAAGAGCACGCCACCAAGGCUUGA
Molecule: messenger RNA, 2403 nt
Organism: Bipolaris zeicola 26-R-13
Lineage: Eukaryota; Fungi; Ascomycota; Dothideomycetes; Pleosporales; Pleosporaceae
Exons: 1
Coding region: 1-2403 (800 amino acids)
Biological process (GO): cysteinyl-tRNA aminoacylation
Cellular component (GO): cytoplasm
Molecular function (GO): ATP binding; cysteine-tRNA ligase activity
Source: RefSeq, a predicted model, not a curated record